GAUGACGUAAUGGUAAAUAUGGCGUCUGAGAAAUAGAAAUAGCCGUGUAUCGUUCCGUACAAAAGUUAAAUUAUUUAGUGCAGCAGCGUUGAAAAAGUGCUUAAAAAGUGUUCAAACUGUGUUGAAAGUGUUCCAUAUAGUGAAUCAAAUAAAGUUUUAUCAACAGUGUUGCAUUUGCAUUGAAGACAGAAGAUAAUUACUGUUGCUGAUUUUCAUCAAUCAAAAGGUGAAAGAUGCCCGCCGAAUCUAUUAAAUCAGAUCCGCCCGGAUCUGAAGCUAAAAGCCUGCCGAAAAAGAAACCUGUAGUUUCCGGACGAGCAGCAUUGGCUAAAAUCACAUUAUUAGACGGUUCGGUCUUAGAUGUUUCAAUCGACAGAAAAGCAAAAGGAAAGGAUCUAAUGAAUUCCAUUUGUGCUGGCUUGAACAUUUUAGAAAAAGAUUAUUUUGGAUUGUUAUACAAUACAGCAGUAGAUCCACGAGUUUGGUUGGAUUUAGACAAGCCAGUUACAAAAUUUUUCAAAACUGAUCCUUGGGUGUUAACAUUUGCAGUCAAAUUUUAUCCACCCGAACCAGCUCAACUGCAGGAAGACAUCACACGAUAUCAUCUGUGUCUACAGGUUCGCAACGACAUAUUAGAUGGUCGAUUACCGUCCACCUUCGUAACACAUGCAUUACUCGGUUCGUAUUUGGUACAAUCCGAGCUUGGUGACUAUGAUCCGAACGAGCACCGAGAUCGAGGUUACUUGAAAGAAUUCAAAUUCGCUCCGAAUCAGUCACCCGAAUUGGAAGAGAAAGUGUUGGAUUUGCAUAAAACACACAAAGGCCAAACACCAGCAGAGGCCGAACUCCAUUAUUUAGAAAAUGCUAAGAAGUUAGCAAUGUAUGGAAUCGAUUUGCAUCCAGCAAAAGAUUCAGAAGGAGUUGACAUAUUGCUGGGUGUUUGUGCGUCGGGAUUAGUUGUUUAUCGGGAGAAACUGCGAAUAAAUCGCUUUGCCUGGCCGAAAAUCUUGAAGAUUUCCUACAAACGUCACAAUUUCUACAUCAAAAUCAGACCGGGAGAAUUCGAGCAGUACGAGUCGACAAUUGGAUUCAAAUUGGCUGAUCAUCGAAGUGCUAAAAAAUUGUGGAAAGCCUGCGUUGAACAUCACACGUUCUUCAGACUGAUGACUCCCGAAAAUACGGAAAAAUCCGGUUUGUUCCCGAAAUUGGGCUCCAAAUUCCGCUACUCCGGAAGGACCAUGUAUCAAACGAAUAAAACACCGGUCGAUCGACCAGCACCGCUAUUCGAGAGAAGUUUGACCGGUAAACGGUUGACCAGUCGUAGCAUGGAUGCAUUAGCGUUGGAAAAAGAGAAAGAGAAAAACGCCAACAAACGACACACUCUGUCGAAUCCACCCGAUCAUAUUCCUGACUUAGAUUCUCCAAGACAGUCGCGCAGUCCACUCAAGAAGGACAAAAAAGAGAAGCUGAAGCGAGAAUCAAGUACUGGUACAGCUUCACAGUCAUCUCAGAGUUCUAUUGAGGGUGAAUAUGAAACAGCUGGAACUAAUUUGAAUGAGCAGAAACCUACUGGUGGCAUUGCUGUUCUACCAACUGGAAAGAAAUCUAAAUCAAAGGAAGCCGUAAACGGAAAUGAAACUGAUCCGAAUGACACUUUGAAUACGUCCGAUGAAAAAUCACCACCUGGAAAGAGAAAGGGUGGUAUUUUCUCAUCCGGCCGAAAAUCGCCAAAAGACAAAUCACCGAAAGACAAGAAAGGCGAUAAAAAUAUUGCUGUGGCAGUUGCUGAACAACCAACGAAUGAAGAUUUGAAACAACAACAGCAAUAUUCGCCCACUGGUCACACAAAACCAUACGAAUACACCGAUCAAGAUCCCAACACUAGCCCGACUCGACGUACAUACAUACCGGGAGGAUUCCGUUACGACGAAGAUCCAAAUGUCAGAAAUCGUGACUCGGAGACGAGCCAAUUGAGUCCAAAUUCGCAAGCCAGACGAGCUACUGGUCUGGCCUUCAAUUAUGCUCCCGGCGAAGAUGAUAAAUUGAAAGAACAAGCCGAGAAGAGAAAAGCGGGUGAAUUGUCACCGAGAAGCAAAGCGAAAUUAGGUGCAGACGGUGCAGGCGAUAAAGGUGCUAAGUCAUAUUCGCCUAAUUCAAAGCCUGGGGCUACUCCAGGAACUCCUGGUUCGUACAAACCAUUGACCGACGGAAAACCAGAUCAAACAACCUCAUUUUUGGACGGAGAACGAGCUGCGGCGCAUGUCCCAACCGAACCGAAGAAGAAACGUGUCAAGAUUUUGGUUAUUGUGUCGAAAUUCGAUCCAAAAACUAAACGAAUUGAUGCUGGAAAUGGUCAAAUUGAGCAUUCAACAGGUAUCUUAGAUACCGAGACCGGUAAAAUCGAAUCGAAGUAUGGUGUCAUUGAUCCGAAGAAGGGUACCGUUGAGGCGGUGGACACACGAUCGGGACAAGUAGCGACAUUCGCAGGAACUGUGGAUGCUAAAUCUGGAAAUUUGCACUUAACCAGUGGUGUUGUUGAUCCUAACACUGGAAAAACGGAUGAUAGUUUGGGACAAAUUAUUUGCAUAGCUCCAAACGAUAACCCUGUGGUGGAAAUCACCGCCAUUACGGGCAAAAUUGAUUCCGGUAAGAUCGAUACUGUCAAUGGAGAUAUUGAACGAUCUCGUGGUGUGUUGAACGUCAAAACUGGCUUUAUCGACACUAAGUAUGGUCAAAUCAAUGUAAAAACGGGUGAAGUGAAGACUAUUGAUCCGAAGUCUGGUAAAUCAAUCACCAGACCGGCUAAGCUCGACAAAACAACGGGUCACAUUUUGAUAAAUGGCGUUAUUGACCCUAAGACUCAGAAAUUGGAUAAUGACUACGGCCAUUUGAUCGCCAUUGGCUCGCAGAUCGAUCCUGUCGUAGAGGUCACAGCAUUAUCGGGUAAAUUGGACAAGAAAGGCAUAAUCGAUCCGAAAACAUUGACCAUCGAAAAUUCCACUGGUCAGGUUGAUCCAAAUAGUGGAAAGAUCGACACUAAAUACGGGCAAUUUAACUUGGUGAAGCACACACUUGUGACCACCGACCCCAAAUCAGGAAAAACCGAAACCAAGGACAUUAAAAUUGAUCCGACAACUGGCCAAAUCGUUGUCAAAUCGGGUGUUGUUAAUCCAAAAACUGGAAAAGUUGACAAAGACUACGGUCAGAUUAUUUCUUUGAAGAUUGUCAACAAGCUUCUCGAUCCCGCCACGGGUAAAGUUGUGUCAUCUGCCGAAGGAAAGGAUAUCAUCAUCGAUCCCAAGAACAAUCAAAUUUGGAUAGCAGGAAAGAAAGACCCGAAGUCUGGUGAAACCAUCUACUCUUCGAGUCAUGUCGACCCGAAAGGCUAUGUCUCAUUGAUUCAUGGCUAUUUGAAUCCAAAAACAUCGGAAGUGGAUAAACAAGUUAAGUUAGACCCAAAUCUAACGAAAAUUGAGCCAAUUUCCGGACAAGUACUCACUUCGACCGGUGAAGAAGAUUCCGUUACACGUGAACCACUGUUCGCUGUAAGUCGUUUCGAUCCAGACACAGAAGAUGUUGUAACCACGAUUUCAAAGGUAGACCCUCAGACUGGUCGCAUAACCAUUGUUUACCUGACUCCGUUGCUUAAAAAGGAAGCCCCUGCUUCAUCUGAAAGCAGCGCCACACCAAAACCAGCAGAUAAUAAGUCAGCAUCAACGCCACAACAGCCAAAGUCUGCGGCGAAACCAGUGUCAACACCGACACCUCCACCAGUUACACAAUCUCAACAACAGCAGCAACAACCAAAACGUGUUGCAACUGCAGGAGAUGCAUUUAUUCCAGUACCAGCCGGUACAGCUGUUAAGGAAAAUCCUCUCAUUGAAAUCGUCGCUGUUAUUGGCAAAGCGGAUCCGAAAACUAACAAAAUUGAUGCAAAAACAGCCGAAAUUGAACGAACGCGAGGUCUCUUAAACAUCGACACGGGUUUCAUCGAUACUAAAUACGGUCAGAUCAACCCGCAAACAGGCGAGGUGCGUGACAUCGAUUACAAAACUGGCAAUGUCUCAUCAACCAAAAAAGCAAACGUUGAUCCAUUCACCGGCCAGAUAACCAUCAAAGGCGUCGUCGACAAAAAUGGAAAACUCGAUCCUAGCCUUUCGCAACAGUUGACAUUUGGAACGGAAGUCGAUCCAGUGGUUGAAGUCACAAGCAUAUGCGGCAAAUACGAUGCCAAAAAGGGUGUAAUUGAUCCGAAAACCGCUACCGUUGAACAGAGCGUUGGAAAUAUCAAUAAGGAAGACUUCAAAAUUGGCACAAACUACGGCACGUUUGAUUUGCUUAACAACACCGUUGAAUUUAAGAAUCCGAAAACGAAUAAAUUGGAGAAAAAAGAAGCAAAGGUUGAUCCGAUCACCGGGCAAAUAAUCCUGCGCAACGAAGUAAAUCCGAAGUCAGGAAAACCAGAGAAAGACUUUGGUCGCAUUGUGUCAUUACGAAUUGUGAACAAAAAGAUUGAUCCUCGCACGGGAAGUGCAGUCGCUAGUUCGAUUGAAACGAAAGACAUUAUCGUUGACCCUAAAACGAAUCAAUUAUGGGUGCCAGAUGGUGUUGAUCCGGUAACUAAGAACACAAUCUACACAAGCACACAGGUGGACCCGAAGGGCUUUAUCAUCACCUUGUACGGUUACCUCAACCCGAAAACGAAUAACAUUGAAAAAAUCACAUCAAUCGAAUCGAACAUAACUAAAGUCGACCCAAUCUCGGGACAAGUAUUCACCUUAGUACCCGGCGAAACCGACCCCGCUUCCGGUCAACCACUGUAUGCAACUUCCCAAAUCGAUAACGAGAGUGGCGAGAUUUAUACAAAAGUUGGAAAAAUCGACCCGAAAACCGGAAAAUUGGUCUUGAUACGGAUAAUUCUAUUGACGCGAAAGGAUGCACAAGGACGACCCCAAGAAGUGGAUCCUGAGAGCUGUGAUAUCGAUCAAGUUACGGGCCGCAUUCGAAACAUUUUCAACAAAACCGUCUACGUCUACAAUAUGAUUGAUCCUGUGACGGGAGAAAUCGUUCAGGUUGAUCCUGACGAUCCUCGCAUGGCAGGUGCUCGUACCACAGUAACUCAAACCAUGACCUUGAGCGGCAAAAUUGACCCCAACACGGGCCGAAUUAUAACCGAGUACGGUCACAUUGACCCCGAAACAGGCGACAUCGAUCCCACAACAGCGGUCAUUGACCCCGUGACGGGAAAACUCAUCUUGAAUUAUGCACAAAUCGAUCCGAGUCACUUCGGAAAGGAGGUUCAGGUGACAAAAGAGACUGUACCGAUAACGCGCGACCAAUUUUACGAUGGCAUUAAGCAUAUGGGCAAAAAUGCACUCCGACGGGACUCGGAGGCUAGUUCCGAUGAUGAUGUCGCACAGUAUGGCACCGAUGUCAGCGGCCCCGAAGGUACAAAGUUAGGAAAGUUUGUCAGUACGCCAACGGUGGUGAAGACAACAACAAAACAGGUUUUGACCAAGAACGAGGAUGGCGUUACGCACAAUGUGGAAGAGGAAGUCAGAAAUUUAGGAACCGGUGAAGUUAUGUUCUCAACGCAGGAACACAAGGCUGAUGCACCAGUCGAUGAUUCCGCUGGUGCAUAUGUGACAGCAACGGCUGUCACAACCAGAACGGCAACGACACAUGAAGACAUAGGUAAAAAUGCAAAGACACAACAAUUGGAAGAGAAAACCGUUGCGACUACAACCACACAUAAUCUAAAUCGUCAAGAACAGCGUGUUGUAACUCAAGAAGUGAAGACAACCGCAACCGUUACUAGUGGUGAACAGUUUAAUCGCAGAGGUAGUAUUUCCUCAACAAGUUCUGGCGACUCUGGAACUCCAAUUGAUGGACCAUACGAUAGUUCGUUGACCCCCUCAAUAAAGGACGAUUUAAACACAACGACAACGAUUGAUCCGAACCAUGUGGUACUCGGGGAAAAUAGUGCGGGAUACACAGCCGAUGGUGAAAUUAUUUCAUCACAAACAGUCAGCAGCAAAACGCGUACUGUUGAAACUAUAACGUACAAAACUGAACGAGAUGGUAUAGUCGAAACUCGAGUAGAGCAGAAAAUUACAAUUCAGUCAGAUGGAGAUCCAAUCGACCAUGACAAAGCAUUGGCUGAAGCUAUUCAAGAAGCUACAGCCAUGAAUCCAGAUAUGACUGUGGAGAAGAUUGAAAUUCAGCAACAAACCCAACAAUAAUUUACAGUUUAAGUGAAGAAAAAGAAAUUUCUUUUUAUUUUAAUGAUUUUUAUUAUUAUUUUCCUUUUAUUUGGAAUAUUGUCACAGGAAAAGUUUAUAUUUUAGAUUGUUAACAAUUAAGAAAAGGAAAAAAAAAUCUAUACAGCAAGACCUGCAUAUUACAAAAACAAAAGCUGUUUACUUAUCCAUCACACAGACACACAGUAUAAAUAUUUAUGUAUUUUUAUCACUUCAGUUUUUUUUAAAUUAAUUAUUAAUAAAAAAAAAAGUUUUCUAAGAAAAAUGAUCACCGUACUACAUUCGUUGAUUCAAUAAAAUCAAAUUUUGUUCAGUCGAAUAAAAUAAUGAAAAAAGGAUAAGAAAAACCCAAGUGUUCACCGAAAAAAAACAAAGAGUUUUUUGGUAAGUUUUUUUCGAUUUUCUUCGUAUAAUAAAAAAAUAAAAAUUAUAAUUGUUGGAGAAGCAAGCUUAAAAGAACCAAUAUUUUUUUUAGCUUUUUUAAAAAAUCACAAUAAAUUUGCAAGAAAAUAUAUUUUAUAAAAAUUGAAAACAUAAGAAAAAGUUUAGAUUAAUGUUUUAAGGUAUAGCUUUGAUAAAGAAAUAAAAAUAUUUUGAGAGAAUUAAAGUGAAAAUUUGAAAAAAAAUAAUAAUUUUGGAAACGUGCUUUUUGUUCCGCAAUUUAUGGGAGAACUAAUCAAUAAAAUUGAUUGGAGUCAAAAAAUUUCUUCGUUUUUUUUUCUCUCUCUUGUCACUGUCAAGCAUUAUUACAUUAUAGCAUUAUUAUAUCUAGAUGAAAAACCAUUAUAAAUUUGAUGUUAGAAACUCUGUAUGAUGUUAGUGCCUAUUUUGAAGAAAAACAACUAAAUGAAAACAAAUCGCGUUUAUUCAGCUAAUCAUUUAUUUAAUUGUGCUCCCAUUGUCACAUAAAAAGGACCCAUUUUCUGUGCACUAAAUAUUAUGUAGGUUCUCUGAUUAUAAUGGAAGGAAAUUUUUGGAAUAGAAAGUAAUCGAUAAAAUUUCAAUAAACAAAGAAAACUUUAUGAUUAACAUUUUAUGGGACUAAGAAUAGUUUUUUUUUUGUAUCUAAUUUUAUGAAUCGACUCUUUUCGGAAUCUCUGCGAGAAAAUUUUUUGUUAUGUUUUAAGGUAACUGAUUGCGGAAGUGAACUUUUUUUGUUUGUCAUCAGAAUAAUAUUACAUCAAAAAUUUAUAAAUACGCAAAGCAAAGCUUUCAAGUUCGUUUUUUUUAAAUUAAUUUUAUUUUAUUUUUUACUUUUAUUUUGUAUUAACAUUCCACACGUACUAUAAAACUUUCACUAAAAAUGAAAACUCAAUUUUUUUGUUGUUUAAUUUAAAGAUUUUUCUUCUUGACUUUUUUUAUCGCUUACUCUUUCGGCAAAGGAAUUUUCGUUUUUUCAGUUUGGCGCGAAUUCCUUUUUGGUAAAUUGGUCGGAAAUGUAGAUACAACUAUCCGGUGAAAAUUAAUUGAAUUUAAUUUGUUUGAUAAGAACAGACACAGUUUAAAUUGUGGGGCAAAUAACCGUAAGUGUGAGCCUGGCGAGUGGAUUUUUUUCAGAUAAUUUUCAUUGACAGAGAAAUGAUUACUUAUUACGUGUUGGAUCGAUUCGAAAUGACACCAUUUAGGUUACAUUUCUCUGUCUUCGAAAAACUUUUAAAGAAUUUAUUUGACAAAUAUUGCGAAGGUUUUAGGUGACUAACAACGAUUAUGCGCUCCUCAGUUUAAACCAAGAGGCUUUUUUAGGGAAGUUUGAAAUUUUACAAAAUUCACCAAAAUUAGAUGAAACUUUUUAAAUCAAUUCCGUUAUAUCAGGCCUCUUCCUUGAAUUCAUUAAACCACUGGCCACUGACAAGUGUAUCAUCACUUUUACAAGGAGAAAACAUUUUUUACUGCACUUUUUAUUUUACCGUAAUUUUGCAACGCGCACAACUGUUCAUUUUGACGAAUUAAUCGAUCUUUAACCGUCACAAAAUGGAAACGAAAUAAGUAAGGCAGUCAUGUGGCUAUAAAUAAUUUUUUACGAUUUACAAACUGUACUUCCUGUAAGCUCCAACUAUCAGCUCAUUGUUUAAAACGAAAGAAAAGUGAAAAAAUGGCAAAAUAAUACACAAAAUGAAAGAAGAACUAAAGUGAAUAACAGAGAAGUUGUUUUAUAAUUUUUAUGUAAAAGAAGAAGAUAAAACCGUAACUGUUGUCUAAGAAUGCAAAAAAAAGAGAACGACAAAUCUGUAAGUUUUAUCAUAAUAGCCUAGCUUCUAAACUUAUACUAUCUUUACAAUUGGAUCGUAAAGAUUUCAGCCGUAAUUUUAGGCUAUUUUUCAAUCUUCUUGGUAAAGUUUUUAAAAACUAUAACCGGACGUUCAGUUACAAUUGAAAUAAGAAAAAAAAACAAAACUACUUUCGGUCUCUGUAAUUACGAAGAAAAAGAAAACAAUUUUAUGUAUUUUAUUGAAUAAAAAUGAAUAAAUCUAUUUAAUGCUUAAAACAAA
Messenger RNA from Bradysia coprophila, 8749 nucleotides. RefSeq names its product erythrocyte membrane protein band 4.1 like coracle (gene cora). Gene Ontology annotation, cellular component: cytoskeleton; plasma membrane. Gene Ontology annotation, biological process: actomyosin structure organization. The record is from RefSeq and is a predicted model, not a curated record. Gene Ontology annotation, molecular function: structural molecule activity; actin binding. NCBI's taxonomy places the organism in Eukaryota, Metazoa, Arthropoda, Insecta, Diptera, Sciaridae.